ACUCAUUUCCCAAAUGUCUCGAAUGCUAAACCGUAAGCUAUGUUCACCACACUCACAACCAAUCCUAAACUAAUACAAUCACACAAACAUAUACAUACACACCAAUCGCAUUUUGAACACUAGGAAUAUUUAUUUGACUUACUUUACGUGAAAAAAAAGCUACAACAAAAUCGAUUUGUCUCUACUUCAAACGGGGUACGAAAUUUUCUGUGGUGCAGUUGUAACGGUGAAAAAAAAAUUCAGUGAGUCAAAAAUCAAAAGCAAUAAGCUUACGGGGAUAGUUUGAAACGACAGAGAAAAGUAAAGAAAGAGACACAAACAGAUAUAUCAAAGAGAGAGAGAGAGAGAGAGAGAGAUUUUGUCGUGCAAUCUUUUUUUGGCAUUUAAGUUUUUUUACGGAGAGAGAGUGUUUAUGCAAAAAUGCAGCAAUUUGAAAAUAACGAAUACGAUGGGUACGAAUACGAUCCAAAGCAAAGAGCGCCUCCACAGAAGUUUCAAGUUCGGCCUCGUGUUGAUCCCGAAGCUGAGGGUGAAGUCGAUCCAGAAUUGUACCCGCAAGCAAAGGAGUCAACUCAUAAGAUUCGUGGACGAUCUGAUAUUAUUGAAAUGAUUUUCGGUACCGUUGAUCAAGAGCUGCUAUUUGUGAAAACAUUUUAUUUCUUCUUUUAUUCGGCAUUCGGUUCUCUGUUUCCAUUGAUGGGAGUUUACUUCAAGCAAAUGGGUAUGAAUCCGUUGCAAGGUGGUUUCUUGAUUGGAUGUCGUCCGUUUGUUGAAUUUUUAUCGGCGCCAUUCUGGGGCUCAUAUGCGGAUCGCUGUAAAAAGGGAAAAAUGCUGUUGCUUGCCUCGUUGACAUCUUGGAUUCUAUUUACACUACCCAUUGGAUUUAUUCAACCCCCGGCUACGAGUUGUGUUAAAAUAUACAAUUCCACAGAGUUUAGAUUAUCUGAUCCACAAGUGCCAUCACCACGUAUUCAUAAGCGUUCAACAGAAGAACAGUCAUCAGACUCAUUGAGCGGAUUAAAUGAUGCUUUGACUGCAAUUACCAACAAUAUCAACAACAACCAAAAUGAUACACUAAAACGAACACGAAGAGCUGCGCCUUGGGCUGGUGCUGGCAUUUCUCCCAUCUCCGUUAACUAUGCUACCAAUUACAAUCCGAAAAAGAACAAAAACUGGGUGUCACCACUGUUCUCUUCCAUUGUAUACACAUACGAUGACAUCCAAAAGGCUUUCUUCUUGCUAUUUUUAUUGAUUGUAAUCGGUGAAUUCUUCAGUGCACCGGCAAUUACAUUGGCUGAUUCGGCUGUUAUUACAUUGCUUGGCGAAAAUGUCGAUAAAUACGGUCAUCAACGUAUGUUUGGCUCGUUGGGCUGGGGUUUGGCGAUGUUCUUUGUUGGCAUUGCACUCGAUCAUUCAACAGCAUUUCCAAAUCAUCCAUGCGAUCCGGAAAAACAAGAGAAAAAUUAUGCCAUUUGUUUUGCCACAUUUUCCGUUUUAAUGGGAGCUGCACUCUUAACAGCAACACAAAUUACAUUCAAAUAUGAUGAAUCGGGCGAUUUGGAAGCGGCUGAAAAGGGACCCGAACAGAAAACAUCGUACGAAGAUGAUGAAAUGCAAAAUCAACUGGCUGAACAAUUGCAAUUGCCAUCAUUGGCAGCUGGACCACGUGGGGGUGGUGUACAAGUGCAUCAGGAACCGCCUGCACUCGGUGCUGAAACGAAAAUUUUUGCCCAAACCACACGUGAAAUUCCCGAAUGGAUUACAGUCCUUAGCCAUUUUAAAGACUUGAAACGUGCCUCUAUUUUAUUUAUUGCUUUUUUCAUGGGUUUCGGUAUUGGACUUAUAUUCACAUUUCUAUUUUGGCAUCUACAAGAUUAUGGCGGUUCACCGACAUUGUUCGGCGUUGCGUCUGUUAUCAAUCACAUAUCGGAGAUUUUUGCCUACUUCUUUAGUUUUCGAUUGAUCACACAAAUCGGACAUGUUAAAGUAUUAUGUCUUGGACUGAUUGGAAAUAUUUUACGAUUUUUGUACAUCUCCUAUUUGACAAAUCCAUGGUAUGUUUUGCCAUUCGAAUUUAUGCAAGGAAUUACUCAUGCUGCUGUUUGGGCUGCUUGUUGUUCAUACAUUUCACAUAAUACACCACAACAUUUACGUUCAUCGGCUCAAGGUGUAUUGCAAGGACUUCAUCAUGGGCUGGGUCGUGGAUGUGGCGCUGUAAUUGGAGGUUUCUUCGUUCGUUAUAUUGGUACAACGGCCACCUUCCGCGGCUAUGGCAUUUUCUGCAUAUUCGUGUUGUGUGCUUUCAUAUUCAUUAAUUUCUAUCAUAAGGAACAUGGUUUCAUUACCGAUAUUCCACAAACUGAAGAUCCACACAAGGUGGCCGAAGAAACUUCUCACUUGGCACCGCACGGUGUACCAUCAAAUCCAAUACCGCGAGCACUAUCAAGUUCACGUUUGAAUGAUUUGCAAAAUCAAAACGGUUCGGAAACAUAUGGCACAUAUCAAACAAGUGGCGGUAACCUCGAUAUUCCCGGCACGAGAAAUCCAUUCCAAAAGUAAAAUCAGCAACAGCAAAUAAGAGCAGUGGUUAUUUCCUAAAAACACAUAUUAAAGAAAAUUUUGGUUCCAUUACACCGAACAAAGGGUUCCUUCAGACACUUUUAGCUAUUCAAAUGAUAAACAUCAAACCAACAUCAAGAACAAAAAAAAAAGAUUAUAUAAAAUCAAACACUGAAACAUAUGCAAACUACAAAAAAAAAA
This is a messenger RNA of Contarinia nasturtii (swede midge), 2760 nucleotides long. RefSeq names its product major facilitator superfamily domain-containing protein 6 (gene jef). Gene Ontology annotation, cellular component: membrane. The record is from RefSeq and is a predicted model, not a curated record. NCBI's taxonomy places the organism in Eukaryota, Metazoa, Arthropoda, Insecta, Diptera, Cecidomyiidae. The transcript has 8 exons. The coding region runs from base 421 to 2559 and encodes 712 amino acids.